GUCAAAUAAAACCACCUAAUAAAAAAGUUUCAUUGGAAAAAGGUCAAAUAACGCACCUAACAACCGACCCCGUUUAUGAAGAACACGUUACGGAGGACAUGAUAUUCGUAGACUAUGAGAAUCUCUCGUCAGUAAUCCAACCAGGAGACAGAGUGAUGCUAAACGAUGGAUCUGUAACACUUUCAGCCAUCGAAUGCGCGGAGAGCAUUGUGAAGUGCAUAGUUGAACGUGCAGGUGAUAUACUGAGUAGCUCUGCCGUGGUGGUACCAAAUGUUCCCAUGGAAACAUAUGAAGUUGCCGAGAAUGACAAAGAACUGAUUAAGAGUGGUAUUAAGGAAAAAGUGGAUUUCCUUUUCCUUUCCGGCAUACGCAAUAAGGAUGGUGUAACGGAUAUCAAAGAUUUGUUGGGCGACGCGGGGCAGUUUAUUUCAAUUAUUACCAAAAUAGAGAAUUCGGUUGCUAUAGAGAAUAUAGACAAAAUUAUUGAGGUGUCCGAUGGGAUAUGCUUAGAUUGUGACAGGUUGAUGAUGGAACUUCCGAAAGAAAAAGUUUUUUUGAUACAGAAAUCCAUUACAGCCAAAUGUAAUUUAGCAG
Messenger RNA from Anoplophora glabripennis (Asian longhorned beetle), 594 nucleotides. RefSeq names its product pyruvate kinase-like. Gene Ontology annotation, biological process: glycolytic process. Gene Ontology annotation, cellular component: cytoplasm. The record is from RefSeq and is a predicted model, not a curated record. The transcript has a single exon. The annotation marks the transcript as partial. Lineage: Eukaryota; Metazoa; Arthropoda; Insecta; Coleoptera; Cerambycidae. Gene Ontology annotation, molecular function: magnesium ion binding; pyruvate kinase activity; potassium ion binding.